Arabis nemorensis is the source of this 219-nucleotide messenger RNA. NCBI's taxonomy places the organism in Eukaryota, Viridiplantae, Streptophyta, Magnoliopsida, Brassicales, Brassicaceae. The record is from the annotation of a GenBank genome assembly.
AUGAAGAGCCCAAUUUCUCUUAAACUUCACAGAGUAAAUCUCCGACGGUUCUUGGUACGGAACUUCGAGAUCGCCGGCAGCAAUAGCGGCGGAGACAUCGUCAUCAACGGCGGAGAUCUUGACGAACCGGAGCUUCUCCGUCGCAAGACCAAGAGUAAGCUUAUGACAACGACGUUGAUACUUGAAACCAUUGAUGCAACGAAGUGUUUGUGCUACUGA